Messenger RNA from Notolabrus celidotus (New Zealand spotty), 1527 nucleotides. It is a transcript of the gene meis2b, whose product is annotated as Meis homeobox 2b. The record is from RefSeq and is a predicted model, not a curated record. Gene Ontology annotation, biological process: embryonic pattern specification; animal organ morphogenesis; positive regulation of cell population proliferation. The coding region runs from base 212 to 1384 and encodes 390 amino acids. Lineage: Eukaryota; Metazoa; Chordata; Actinopteri; Labriformes; Labridae. The transcript is spliced from 13 exons. Gene Ontology annotation, molecular function: DNA-binding transcription activator activity, RNA polymerase II-specific; RNA polymerase II cis-regulatory region sequence-specific DNA binding.
UUGAGCGUGUCGGCGCGCGCAUACAGAGAUGGACUCGCGGACAGAGUGAGGAGAGCUCGAGACAGUCCUCAUCAUUUGAAGAAUCAGAGCACGCGGAUACAUGCUGCUUGUGAUCAGCUGAUCGAUCUGUGAGAUUAUUGAUGGUCAGGAUUGUAAUCCGGAUUAAACUCUGUUUCAAACUAAAUCUGCACGAGAGGAGCUGCGCGCGGACAUGACGCAGAGGUACGAGGACCUGUCUCAUUUCGGGGGGGGCAUGGACGGUGUCGGGGUCCCUUCCUCCAUGUACGGAGACCCGCACGCGCCGCGGCCGCUGCCGCAGGUCCACCACCUGAACCACGGGCCGCCCCCGCACCCCCCGCAGCACUACGGAGCGCACGCGCCGCACAACAUCUUGCCCGCGAGCGUGGGGGGAGUGGUGAACGACGUGCUGAAGAGGGACAAGGACCUGGUCUACGGGCACCCUCUGUUCCCGCUCCUCGCGCUGGUCUUCGAGAAGUGUGAGCUCGCGACCUGCACGCCCAGAGAGCCAGGUGUGGCGGGAGGUGACGUCUGCUCCUCGGACUCCUUCAACGAGGACAUCGCCGUGUUCGCAAAACAGAUCCGCGCAGAGAAACCUUUAUUCUCUUCAAACCCGGAGCUCGACAAUCUGAUGAUCCAGGCGAUCCAGGUGCUCCGCUUCCACCUGCUGGAACUCGAGAAGGUGCACGAGCUGUGUGAUAACUUCUGUCACCGGUACAUCAGCUGUCUGAAGGGGAAGAUGCCCAUAGACCUGGUCAUCGAGGACCGGGACGUCUGCAAGGCCGACUUCGACGACCUGUCCGGAUCCUCCACACACCUGGCAGACCACAACACGGCGUCCUGGAGAGACUUGGACGACACCCACUCCACACCGUCUGUGGGGACACCGGGGCCGUCCAGCGGGGGACACGUCUCUCAGAGCGGGGACAACAGCAGCGACCUGGGAGACGGCCUCGACCACAGCCUGGCGUCGCCGGGGACAGGAGACGAGGACGAUCAGGACAAGAAGAGGCAGAAGAAACGAGGAAUCUUCCCUAAAGUGGCCACGAACAUCAUGAGAGCGUGGCUGUUCCAGCACCUCACACACCCGUACCCCUCAGAGGAACAGAAAAAGCAGCUCGCACAGGACACAGGCCUCACCAUCCUGCAGGUCAACAACUGGUUUAUCAAUGCGAGGAGGAGAAUAGUUCAGCCCAUGAUUGAUCAGUCCAACAGAUCAGUUAGUCAGGGUAACGCCUACAGUCCAGACGGUCAGCCAAUGGGAAGCUUUGUUCUUGAUGGACAGCAGCACAUGGGCCUCAGAGGAGGUCCGAUGGGGGGCAUGGGGAUGAACAUGGGGAUGGAUGGACAGUGGCACUACAUGUAGACCGGUUUUGAGGCCUGAAUCUCUUACAGGGUAAAGUCUCCAUGGUGACUCAGGGAUCUUCUUCCAUCAGGCUGUGGGCUCAGAACCAGCACCCCUGCCUGCCCAAAAGGAUCUGUACCUGAUCACCUGACCAACCCCCCCCC